GAGAGAGAGAGAGAGAGAGAGAGCUCUGAAAACCCUACUUAUUGGACUCUCAAAAAACCCUAGCUCAAGCUCUAGAUCCUACGUUUUGCUUGCGGGAAGCGGAAGGAUGAUGGCCGAUUCAAACAUGGAAAAGGUCAGGUUUAUUGAAUCGAUAGAAAGAUGGCUUACAUGCAAUGCUAAAACCGUUCUUUCUUGCUCGCUCACAGUGACCUUUUUCUUUCGCUAGUUAUAUUAUGAUUUGAGUGGGAGCGUUGGAGAGAUUGGUUGAAAGGCUUUGGAAUUCAUGCAUUUGGAAGAAAACCCUUCUCAAUAUUUAAAGUGGUGAUGUGAAAAAAAAUCAAGAAAAGGACUUUGUGGAGUACCCUUCAGUCUAAAACUGCUACAUGUUCAUAGGAUUUUAUCACUGAGGUAGCGAAGAGAAUUCAUUUUUCGAUCGAUUCAUGUAAUGUUAGACACUCAUCAGAAAUGGAGAGAAUCCCUGAAUCAAAGACACUACCCAGGCAAUUCCCAGUUACAGAGAAGGUAUCAGAUUUUCAUGGCUCUUUGCCGAGAGCGGAAAUGGCUCCAAGAGUACAUUUUCCCGUUGAUUCAUGUAAUGUUAGACACUCAUCAGAGACAGAAAGAAUCCCUGAAUCGAAGACACUACCUGGACAAUUCGCAGUUGAUGACAAGGUAUCAAAUUUACAGGUCUCUGUGAUGCGAGCGGAAGUGGCUUCAAGAAUACAUUUUCCCGUUGAUGUAUGUAAUUCUAGACACUCAUCAGAGGUGGAGAGAAUCACUGAACCGAAGAUGCUACCCAGGGAAUUCCUAGAGGUGGAGAGAAUCCCUGAACCGAAGAUGCUACCCAGGCAAUUCCUAGAGAUGGAGAGAAUCCCUGAACCGAAGAUGCUACCCAGGCAAUUCCUAGAGAUGGAGAGAAUCCCUGAACCGAUGAUACUACCCAGGCAGUUCCUCGGUGCUGUGCCAAGAGCGGAAGUGGCUCCAGCCGGGGCACAAAGACCUCAAAAAUUGGACCCGCCUGUACUUGUACAAGCAUGGAAAGGAAAAUGUUCUUUCCAGGAACCGAUGGAAUUUAUAUCCGGGGCUGCUGCAUUUAAGGCCAGCAAUGCAUGUGAUGAAGGGGGCCCUAGCUCAUUCUCUGGGGCGAGUCAUCCCCCUGAACCUGUUGAUACUGAUCUGAUGAGAACUGUGUAUGUUACAAUUGAUCAAGACAAGUCCGAGAGAGGAUGCCUCGUGAAAAGUCUUUCUGUGAAGGGUCCUUUUCCUGAAGAUCUUUCAGUUCGAGUUCCUGGUAUGAAACCGGGCAUGGCUGUUCUUUUGAAAACAGAAAGCCCUGUUGAGGAGUCUAAAGAGUUAGAGGCAUCAUCGUCAUCAUCUCCAUUUCUGGUUCCUCGUGCAUCACAAACUACAGAGAACACAGUCCUUCCUCAUGAUUCUGAGGAGGAGUGUGUAUGGGAUGCUUCCUUGCCUCCCAGUGGCAACAUAAGCCCACAUAGUAGCAUUGAUAGUACUGGUGUUGUUACGGCUAUGAGUGUCGUCAAUAGUUGCACAAGCACAUACAGAAGCGAUGGGAUAACUAGCGAUGGCAUGCUUAGCAUGGAAAAGAAUUGUGAGAGUGCCAAGGGGAGCGUUAUAGGAGAUUCUCUUGAAAGUGGGAAAACUAGCAUUAGUAGAGCAAGCAAUAGCAGUGGCCUUAGCGAUGAAAGCAAUUGGAGUAAUAUUACUGGGAGUGCUAAUAAGCCUCACAAAGGAAAUGACCCUAGAUGGAAGGCUAUUCUGGCUGUUCGGGCGAGGGAUGGGAUUUUGGGGAUGAGCCAUUUUAGAUUGUUCAAGCGGCUUGGCUGUGGUGAUAUUGGCAGUGUGUAUCUAUCAGAGUUGAGCGGAACCCGGUGCUACUUUGCAAUGAAGGUGAUGGACAAGGCAUCUCUUGCAAGUAGGAAGAAGUUGACAAGGGCUCAGACUGAAAGGGAAAUAUUGCAGCUGCUGGAUCAUCCUUUCCUGCCAACUUUGUACACCCAUUUUGAGACAGACAGGUUUUCGUGUUUGGUCAUGGAAUUCUGUCCAGGAGGUGAUUUGCACACUUUGAGGCAGCGACAGCCAGGGAAGCACUUCCCUGAGUAUGCAGCGCGGUUUUACGCAGCGGAGGUGCUUUUGGCUCUCGAGUAUCUACACAUGCUGGGUGUCGUUUACCGGGAUUUAAAACCGGAAAACGUUCUUGUCCGUGAUGAUGGUCACAUUAUGCUUUCAGAUUUUGACCUCUCUUUAAGGUGUGCAGUUUCACCAACCCUGAUAAAAGCGUCGUUUUUUGAGUCUGACCCCUCCAAACGGGCUGCUGGUGCAUUUUGCGUCCAACCUGCAUGUAUCGAGCCAUCUUCUGUGUGCAUCCAACCCUCAUGCUUUAUACCACGGAUCUUCCCUCAGACAAGCAAGAAAAAGAGCAGAAAACCACGGGCAGAGCUUGGACAUAUGGUCUCAACCCUGCCAGAGCUUGUUGCGGAGCCAACUGCAGCUAGGUCCAUGUCUUUCGUCGGGACCCAUGAAUAUCUGGCUCCAGAAAUCAUCAAGGGUGAAGGACAUGGCAGUGCAGUGGACUGGUGGACAUUUGGUAUUUUCUUGCACGAGCUUUUAUAUGGAAGGACUCCGUUCAAGGGAUCGGGCAACCGGGCAACAUUGUUCAAUGUGGUUGGCCAGCAGCUGAGAUUUCCUGAUUCACCCGCAACCAGUUAUUCAAGCAGGGAUUUGAUUAGAGGCCUGCUGGUGAAGGAGCCCCAGCAUAGGCUUGGGGUGAAGAGGGGGGCGACCGAGAUCAAGCAGCACCCGUUCUUCGAAGGUGUUAACUGGGCACUGAUACGUUGCAGCACGCCACCAGAGGUGCCAAGGCCUGUGGAGGCAGAGCUUCCUGGGAAAUCUGGGUUGGCUGAGGGAGCAGUUGGGACAGCUGGGGUGGGGAGCACCAGCAAAAGGAUGGUCGGGGCAGACAUGAAGUCUGGGGGUAAAUAUCUAGACUUCGAAUUCUUUUAGUUUUGCUAUUGUGGAUUCAUAGUUGUUGUAUUAGUAUAUGAUUAGUUCCAUCCGCUUGCAUCGCCCAUUGUUUUCUUCAAUGCACACCGUGUAGGGGUUUGCGUAGCUGGAUGCUAACUGCUUCUCUGCAUAAAUCAUAUACACGACUUGUACA
Messenger RNA from Magnolia sinica, 3175 nucleotides. RefSeq names its product serine/threonine-protein kinase D6PK-like. Gene Ontology annotation, molecular function: ATP binding; protein serine/threonine kinase activity. Gene Ontology annotation, cellular component: plasma membrane; nucleus; cytoplasm. Lineage: Eukaryota; Viridiplantae; Streptophyta; Magnoliopsida; Magnoliales; Magnoliaceae. The record is from RefSeq and is a predicted model, not a curated record. Bases 466 to 3021 code for a protein of 851 amino acids. The transcript has 3 exons. Gene Ontology annotation, biological process: protein phosphorylation.